Messenger RNA from Rhagoletis zephyria (snowberry fruit fly), 2340 nucleotides. RefSeq lists its product as uncharacterized. The record is from RefSeq and is a predicted model, not a curated record. NCBI's taxonomy places the organism in Eukaryota, Metazoa, Arthropoda, Insecta, Diptera, Tephritidae.
UACACGAAAAUGGAGGAGGAAGAGCUGGAAAAACAGAUUGAUUACUUUCACCCUAUUCGCACGAAUACAAUGGGCAUACCACAAGAGCAUGACCUGUUAAUGGCAUAUGAUGUAUAUCGACCCGCAUUAGAAACUCGUAAAUUGAGAUCAGAGCAGAAUCGUAGUUUAUACGCAGAGAUUUUCAUCGAGAACAUCAAGUUAGGUCCAUUGAGAGAUCUUUGUACACGCGUCUUAGCUUCAACAUUCACACCGGAGCAAAUGACGUUCAUGGCCGAAGAUCCAUUGAAACUACGUUUGUACUAUGAUGCACUGAGUUUGGAUCUACCAUUGGAUGAAUGUUACCACAUCACGGACGAGAAAUAUUGGCGUCGUUUUGUAUUGGCCAAGAAUAAGGACGGUACUUUAGCUUUUAAGAAGGAGCAUGAAUAUGAUUGGCGUAGUCUUGGAUUGUCAAUGAAAUUUGUAGAGUUAGUUGAAGCUUGUCCAGUCGAAUAUUGGCCCGAUGAUGAAAUGCGACCCAUAGCUAUGAAAAUCAAAGAUUAUAUUAGUGAAAUGCAUAUACGGAAGCUGCAAUCGAUGUCGGAGCGUUACUUCAGAGAUCGUAUACAUUUAGACGAAUCUGAUGAAACAGAGAGCGAUUCCACGGAUGUUGAAUCGAUGACAGCAACGCCUAUCUCUACAGAGGCAUCAUUGGACAAUAUGGGCGAAGAGGAAGAGGAGGAAUUGGAGGAGGGAAAAAAUGCACAUAGCGCAGUCAAACAUAAUACAGAUUUCUCCGAAUCAUAUUUGAACUCAGAAAGAGUACAGAAAGCAAAUCAAGAAACUGAUGAUGAAGAAAAAGAUGCAUGGAAACGCUUCCAUCAGGAUAUAUUGGAUGAACGCAAAGAAAGAACUCGUGUACUAAGAGAAGCGCAACAAAAACGACGCGCAGAGCGGGAGGAAAUACGACGAAUUCGAGAGGCGCUGAAGGUUAAAACUCCACCGCCAGUUGAAGAAGAAACAGUGGAAAGAAAAUAUUUCUACCGGAAGAGUGUGUUCGAUAUAAGAGUUGAAGAGCCCGAAGAUGAUGGCCAAGCGCCUAUAAAUGAUCGGCGUGAUUUGGAACGCGUGCUGAAGACAAUCAAACUGCUUGAAUAUCCAAUGAGGCUUUGUCAUCACGUCAGCUUGCGAUUUUUGCGCUUUUUCGAUAACUUGGUCAACUUCACCAUCGAGUUCCGUGGUCCGGAUAUGCAACGUGAUUUUCAUGAGAGACAUUUAAAUUUAUCAUACCAGGAUAUAAGGGGUUUGGCAUUCGGUAUAUCGUUUCUGAAAAAAUUAAAGAUUUUCCGUUUGCGCUCUAGCAAAAUGGAUGCGACAAAGUUAUAUAUCCUAGCCAAGUCACUUAAAUGUUUGGAAAGUAUUGAAAUAAUAGAUUUCGGUUACGAUCACUUGGAGGACGAUUGUGGGCUUGGCUUGUUUGAACUGUUUCGUCAUAACAACUCCAUAAAAUCACUGGAGCUUGAGCAUAAUUUGAUUGGAGCGCGUGCUAUGCAUUUCUUGGCAAUCGGAUCAGUCGUUUUGGCGGAACUGGAAUAUCUCGGUUUGGCAGGUAAUCCGCUGGGUGACCAAGGCCUACAUGAGCUAAGCACCAAACUUCUUGGCACGCACCAAAUCACUCAUUUGUGCUUGCGAACUGCACAGAUAACUGAAUCGGCGAUAAUAUGUUGCAUUGCCAAUGAAUUUCUAAAACACUUGCCGCUUCAACAUCUGGAUGUGCGCACCGUGCCAAUUAGUCGAGAGGCAGGCAUCGAAAUCCUAAGGGUUCUGCGACUCAAUCAAACUAUAAAGCACUUUGAUGUACGUGAUUGUGGUUUGGAUGUUGAUCUUGAAUUGGAUAUAGAUAUAAUUGUGAAGCGAAAUCGAUACAUCGCGGAAAAUCCAUAUUUGAAUGACCCAACGAAGUCUACGGAUGAGAUCGAUGAAUAUGUAAACCGAAUCAAAAAUCCAAUAUUACUACGCGCUUUAGAUGCUGUAAAAAAUCAUGCUGAAUGUUUGAAAAAUCGUCCACCUGAAUUCCAGCCAACAACCGCUCGGUUACAACUAGAUGGCGAACAACCGGAAGAGGAAACUAAAAGUAUCAAAUCUUUGGAUAAGAUAAUAAGAAAGACGCAAUCGAAGCUGGAGCUAGAAGACGUCUCCGCUUCCUCGACCACAAAUAGUGAGAUUUUGGGGCGUAAACCAUUCGUUUAUGAUCCGAACACUUUUACAAUGGAAGAAUUUCACGAACAUGUCUUUCUGCCAGGGCCUGGUGAACGUUAUUACUAUUUUAACGCGUCACAAAAGCAGUAAUUAAGUGCAUCA